UAGCUAGUCUCAAACUUUGUGUUGUGUGGCAUUGUCAGGCCUUCACUCUCAGAUGGGUCAUAGCCUCCCCAAUUGUCCAUGAAUCACAGUCCUACUUCUCAGUUCUCACCCCUUUUAUAGGUCCCACUCCAUCCCCUUCUUCCUCAUCAACCCCCCACAUAUCUGACUACUCCUCCUCUCCCUUCCCAUUCUCUCCAAUUCUCUCCUUCAUUUCCUCACUCGUCACUCCUUUUUUCUUAUUGCACCGCCCCUCCCCCCACAAAAGAACAGAGAAAAAAAAAAAAAAAAAAAAAAAACAGUGCUAGCUACUGCUAGCUUUACUCAUCUCUAAUUUCAUGGAGAAGAUUGAGAGGGAAACCCAAGACUUCAUGAACGUGGAAUCCUUCUCUCAGCUGCCCUUUAUCCGGCCAGCUCCUCCGGUCAACAAAGAAAAGGGCAUUAGGCUCUUUGGCAUCGAAUUCGGGGCCGGCGUCGACACCAACCACGAGUCGGAAUCGGUCGACAACAAUGUGAGUGAGAACGGGAAAGAAGAUGAGGGCAACAAGCACACCAACACCAACAACACAAACAUAAGCAACAGCAACAGCGAAAAUGGCAGCGAGAGCAGCCGCAGAUUCGAGUGCCAUUACUGCUGCAGAAACUUCCCGACCAGCCAAGCCCUCGGCGGCCACCAAAACGCACACAAAAGAGAGCGGCAGCACGCCAAACGCGAGCAUCUCCAGUCGGCUAUGGUGCAUGGAGGGCUGGUCUCCCACGACGCUGCACACGUGUACGGCUUGAUGAAUUACAGCCGCCUUGGCUCUGCUCAUCAUCACCAUCAUCAUCCCACCUAUCCGUCCUGGAACACUAACUACAGUUCUAGUACUACUACUACCAGUCCUAGGUUCUACGGAAGCCCCGGUGGAUCAUACGGCACUCAAUCUGCUCCCAUAAACGGGAGUCCUUUGGGCUUGUGGCGGAUCCCAUCUGCUAACCCUAGUUUCAAUCGUGACCGUUCGUUGAUGAACCCGCUGGUGACGCCGUUGUUCGCCGGAGAAGAACUGAAGCCGGUUGUUGUAGGUGGGUCUGGUAAUUCUCAAAGCCGGUACAUGUAUGAAUCGAGUGUGCAGCAAGACCAUGUGAGUCUGGAUCUUCAUCUGUAAUAAUUAAAUAUUCAAUCCAUCCAUCUUAGGGACAAAGGAUUUGAGAUUUCUCUCAUCAUGUUGAGAAUUAAUUUAAUUAUAUAUAUAUAUAUAUCUUAAUCUUCUGGAAGUAAUGCAGACGAUGAGGCCAUCAACCGUUAGGAAAUCUUGGUAAUUAAUCAAAUAUAAUCUUUUGGUAUUAUGAUUCAUCAGUAUGUAUAUGUUGAAAUUCAUUGAUCUGUUUAAAUUUUUACCAACAUGCGAUGGUGUAUAUGUAAUUCCAGUCAUCUUCAUGGUUCCUUGUUAUUACCUGCAACUCUGCAAGUUUGAAUCCAAAUUACAAUCGUUUCUAGCUUUCAUUAAUAAGCAGCACUGAAUUAAACUUAACCGACUACGUUAGGAAUUUUGGGCAUUCGAUGAAAUAUUGAUUUAUUUAUGUGCAAAAUUAAGUGCCUUUUUUUUUAUGGUGAUCGAAGUUUUCUUUUCGGUUUCAUGAUGUUUUGAAAGAACAAAAGAAAAAAUAGAAGCAGCAAAGUAUGGUGUUCACACAGCAAUAUGUCUUCACUUCUAGUCUGUUCUAAUCUGGUUUUACACACGUGUGGGGAAUAUAUGGUAUCAGUUAGGGACUUAGGGGUGCAUGAACUUUCGAAGAUACACACGUGUGCAUACAUCCAUAGUUUUUGUCUAGACAGGUGGGGUGUUGAGAGAGGUGCAAUUUGAUUCAGUGCAACUCUUCAUCACAGAUGAUAAGGUCUGAUGACUACUGUCUUCUGCUAGCCAGCUUCUGCCUCAUCAUAAUGCCAGAAAGAAAAUGAUAUGUCCAUAGAAUUAGUUUAUUUUUUCCUCACUUAUUUUCAGUGCAAUUGUGAGAGAGAGAAGGUUCUAUCUCUAUGUAUGUGAGCCUAUCAAACUUUUAAGCCAUGUCUUGUUUCUACUUAAUGCAUAAUUGAGGCAGAACAGAAGUUUUACU
Molecule: messenger RNA, 2091 nt
Organism: Rosa rugosa (rugosa rose)
Lineage: Eukaryota; Viridiplantae; Streptophyta; Magnoliopsida; Rosales; Rosaceae
Product: zinc finger protein 8-like
Exons: 1
Coding region: 336-1142 (268 amino acids)
Biological process (GO): trichome morphogenesis; response to gibberellin; trichome differentiation
Molecular function (GO): DNA-binding transcription factor activity
Source: RefSeq, a predicted model, not a curated record